Branchiostoma floridae (Florida lancelet) is the source of this 1827-nucleotide messenger RNA. RefSeq names its product guanylate-binding protein 6-like. The coding region runs from base 1 to 1827 and encodes 608 amino acids. Lineage: Eukaryota; Metazoa; Chordata; Leptocardii; Amphioxiformes; Branchiostomatidae. The record is from RefSeq and is a predicted model, not a curated record. Gene Ontology annotation, molecular function: GTP binding; GTPase activity. The transcript is spliced from 11 exons.
AUGAGGAAGAGAAACCUCCCACAAGGUGAUGACAGUCCCGCUGGACCAUAUUGUGUGACGAACAGGCCUAGCAUGAGAGACAAGGAGACACUCCUGGCAGACGUAUCGUGGUUACAUUCCAAGCUCGGGUUCAAAGUCGAGAAGCUGACGUCAAAGGCAGAUGAGACAACCAUUCAGGGUUCUUCCAUCCCGCUCAUUCUACCAAACGACAUGAAGUACAACGCGUCCACCGGUGCAGUACAGAAGAUUCAGGAUGCCCAACGGACAAGCCUGCAAAUCGUUCAGGAGGCCCUGGCUCUACUGGAGGGGAUCGAGGAGCCAGUGAGUGUCCUGGCGAUCUGCGGGCCCUGUCGGACUGGGAAAAGCUACAUCCUAUCCAGGUUACUCGGUACUUCUGAUGCCUUUGAGCUGGGCCAUUUUGCGGACCCCCAGACGUUUGGUAUCUGGAUGGGCACCAAAGUGCUGCGGGGGAAGGACUUCACUAUCGUGCUGCUGGACACGGAAGGAAUAGACGCCCCAGCUGCUAGUGCUGUCCAGGACGCCUCUAUUCUGGUGCUGACCAUACUUCUGUCCUCCCGGGUCAUCUACAACUCACUCAACGUGCCAUGCAAGGGAGAUUUGGAAAAGAUGCAGUGCUUUAUCCAACUGGCUAAAGGGUUAACAGUCAAAAAAGGAGAGAAGAUACAAACGUCACUAUUCCAUGAGUUCUUCCCAGACUUCCUGUGGCUGUUACGUGACGCAUCUCUGAAGUUUCGGGAUAAGAACGGCAAAAACAUCACUCCUACCAAAUACCUGAUUACUGAGGUCCUGGAAAGUGACCCUGAUAAUUUUCCCGAGUCAACCAGUGACGCUGUAGGACGAGCAAUCCUCAAAUUCUUCCCAUCGGUUGAGUGUAAAACCUUGGAACGGCCUUCUGAGAAGAAGGAGGUGAUGAACAACAUAGCUCAACACACAGAGAAACUGAACCCCGAAUUCAACCAGGGUGUGGAAAACCUCACCGAGUGGCUGUUGCAGAAGUCACGUGCAAAAAAGGGCUUCGACAAGGUCUCAACUAUUAGUGGUUUAGCCCUCAGCAUCAUGGCCAAGCAGUAUGUGGAAGCGGUCAAUGACCCCAACUCCAUCCCUACUCUGGACAACACCUGGAAGAACACCAUAGAGGUCAUGCGGGUCAGGGCCAUUGAGGAGGCAGUCAAGGCGUACAAACAUCAGAUGCAUGCCAAGAUUGCUGCAGCCACCAACAAUGGAAAGGUUCCAUUGGAGGAAAGUGAAGAAACUGAACAACAUCUCAAACCCGUGACCCGGGGGCGUCGGAAACAAAAUACAAGGAGUCCUCCCAGCCAGCCUACCCUCAUGGACCUCCACAAGAAGGUGUUAAAUGACGUCACAGACAUAUUUCUGGAGAAGAUCGGCCAUUUUGGCAUCAGCUCAGGGGAUCAGUACAGGGAAAAUACGUUUGUGGUCGAGCAAAUGCAAAAACGCUUGGUUCAAAGGGAGGAGCGUUCAGUUGAUUACGUGGCAGCCGACGGCACGACCAGGAAGCAGGAGGGGUUCGUUGUUACCGGCGGGGAGCUUCUCCAGUACAUCCAGCAGAACAGAGAACUGUCCAAGAGUUUCUGCCAAGAUCUCUUCGAACAGUUGCCUCCAGCAAACUAUGACAUGAAGAAGCUGACUCGAGAUCUGACUGAUGCACGUCAGCAGUACGAGAAGCAGGCCCGUGGUCCAGAGAAGUGGGUCGUUCUGCAGGAGAUGAUCAAAGACUCAGGGAAGCUGAAGGACAGCCUGAAGAAGGUCAAGGGAUAUCAGACAGAGGUGAUUUACAUGGAUUGA